AUGAUGGGCCUCAACUCCCUGCUGGCCCUACUUGGGCUCCUGACAGCUUGCACCAAUGCGACAGCCCUCACAUACAAGAUGCACCCGAACGAGAAAGAGUGUUUCUAUGCGAAUGUGGAUAAGGCGGGUUCCAAGAUCGCAUUCUACUUUGCCGUGCAGAGUGGUGGUGACUUCGACAUCGACUACCACGUAUACGGACCAGGAAAGGAGCCCGGCAAGGAGAAGAUCGUGCUAAGCGGCAUGAAAGAGAGGCAAGGCGACUAUGUCUUCACAGCAGAGCAGACUGGAGAGUACAGAUUCUGCUUCGACAACUCGAUGUCGACCUUUGCGGACAAGAUUGUGGAUUUUGAGAUCUCGGUCGAGAACGAACCACGAGCGAACCUCCCACAAAAAGCAGGCGCGAGCACCGAGCAGUUGGGCGAAGUGGAAGAGACACUAUUGAAGAUGUCCGGGCAAGUCUCGACAUUGACAAGACAACAGAAGUACUUCCGCACCCGAGAGAACCGCAACUUCAGCACAGUCAGGAGCACGGAGAAGAGGAUCUUCAACCUGAACUUAAUGGAGGGUGGACUCAUGGUUGCGAUGGCUGGUCUGCAGGUCUUCAUCGUCAAGAUGUUCUUCACCGGAGGCCGCAAAGGCUACGUCUGA
Fulvia fulva is the source of this 648-nucleotide messenger RNA. RefSeq lists its product as uncharacterized. NCBI's taxonomy places the organism in Eukaryota, Fungi, Ascomycota, Dothideomycetes, Mycosphaerellales, Mycosphaerellaceae. The transcript has 4 exons. Gene Ontology annotation, cellular component: COPII-coated ER to Golgi transport vesicle; endoplasmic reticulum-Golgi intermediate compartment; Golgi apparatus. Gene Ontology annotation, biological process: endoplasmic reticulum to Golgi vesicle-mediated transport; Golgi organization; protein retention in ER lumen. Bases 1 to 648 code for a protein of 215 amino acids. The record is from RefSeq and is a predicted model, not a curated record.